CAAAACGAAAUACAUAUGCUUCAAUGGAUCGAAACAUUUAGAAAGGAAAGAUCAGAUCCUCUAUUAUUGGUCCUCGAUGAUAUUUGGUCUGGACAAGAAUCCAUUCUUGAGAGCUUUCAAUUUGAAAUGUCAAAUUUCAAGAUUUUAGUGACAUCAAGAUCUGAAUUUCCAAGAUUUAGUUCUGUAUAUCAGUUAAAGUUAUUGGAUGAUGACAACGCCAUGAAACUCUUUUAUCACUCGACAUCAUUGGGAGAUAAGCGCUCUUCUCGUACUAUAGAAGAUAUCUCAAGAAAGAUAGUAAAGCGUUGCAACGGAUUUCCACUUGCUAUUACAGUUGUGGGAAGAUCACUUGCUGGGCAGCCUUUAGAGGUUUGGCGAAGAAGAGAGUCGGAAUGGUCUAAGGGUUCUUCAAUUUUAGAUUCUGAGACGAAAUUGUUUCUUUGCCUCCAAAGCAGCUUAGAUGCUCUUGAUAAAGGAUUUACAACUGUGAAAGAUUGUUACUUAGACCUGGGAUCUUUUCCUGAAGACUACAAAAUCCCGGUUGGUGUCCUUAUUGAUAUGUGGGCAGAGUUGUAGGAUCUAGAUGAUGAUAUUGUGUUUG
Messenger RNA from Fragaria vesca subsp. vesca, 601 nucleotides. Its product is annotated as probable disease resistance protein At5g66900-like. The transcript is spliced from 2 exons. Gene Ontology annotation, molecular function: ADP binding. The coding region runs from base 16 to 576 and encodes 186 amino acids. Gene Ontology annotation, biological process: defense response to fungus. Lineage: Eukaryota; Viridiplantae; Streptophyta; Magnoliopsida; Rosales; Rosaceae. The record is from RefSeq and is a predicted model, not a curated record.